Molecule: messenger RNA, 1037 nt
Organism: Orycteropus afer afer
Lineage: Eukaryota; Metazoa; Chordata; Mammalia; Tubulidentata; Orycteropodidae
Gene: OSGEP
Product: O-sialoglycoprotein endopeptidase
Biological process (GO): tRNA threonylcarbamoyladenosine modification
Cellular component (GO): EKC/KEOPS complex; cytoplasm
Source: RefSeq, a predicted model, not a curated record
CCUGCUAGGGUUUUGUUUUAGGCUCGGCCAUGCCGGCGGUGCUGGGUUUCGAAGGCAGCGCCAACAAGAUUGGCGUGGGAGUGGUGCGGGAUGGCACGGUGUUGGCGAACCCGCGGCGAACUUACGUCACUCCUCCCGGCACAGGAUUCCUUCCGGGUGAUACUGCCCGGCAUCACCGAGCUGUUAUUCUGGACCUCCUUCAAGAGGCACUAACAGAGGCUGGAUUAACCUCCCAGGAUAUUGAUUGUAUUGCCUAUACCAAAGGCCCUGGCAUGGGUGCCCCACUGGUUGCUGUGGCUGUAGUUGCCCGUACCUUGGCCCAGCUAUGGAAUAAACCAUUGCUGGGUGUGAACCACUGUAUAGGCCACAUUGAGAUGGGUCGCCUCAUCACUGGAGCCACCAGCCCAACUGUGCUCUAUGUCAGCGGAGGGAAUACUCAGGUGAUUGCGUACUCAGAACAUCGUUACCGCAUCUUUGGGGAAACCAUUGAUAUUGCUGUGGGUAAUUGUCUGGAUCGCUUUGCUCGAGUGCUGAAGAUUUCUAAUGACCCAAGUCCAGGUUACAACAUUGAACAGAUGGCAAAGCGAGGCAAGAAGCUGGUUGAGCUGCCAUACACUGUGAAGGGGAUGGAUGUCUCAUUCUCAGGUAUCCUGUCUUUCAUUGAGGAUGCAGCCCAGCGGAUGCUGGCCACAGGGGAGUGUACUCCUGAGGAUCUGUGUUUCUCUUUGCAGGAAACUGUGUUUGCAAUGCUGGUAGAGAUCACAGAGAGAGCCAUGGCACAUUGUGGCUCCCAGGAGGCCCUCAUCGUGGGAGGUGUGGGAUGUAAUGUGAGGCUACAGGAGAUGAUGGAAACAAUGUGUCAGGAACGGGGAGCCCGGCUUUUUGCCACAGAUGAGAGAUUCUGUAUUGACAAUGGAGCCAUGAUAGCCCACGCUGGCUGGGAGAUGUUCCGAGCUGGACACAGGACCCCUCUCAGUGAUUCUGGAGUCACACAAAGGUAUCGAACAGAUGAAGUAGAAGUGACCUGGAGGGACUAA